CAUCGUCCUCUCACCUCACCACACACGCGCGCGCGGCCGUGGAAGCCUCGCUCGUCGCACGCGCAGCGACAAGUCACCAGGUUUUAUGAGAGCGCCAGGGAGCGGCAGUGAGCGGCAUAGAGUCAUGUUGUUGAUGUUGUAGCAGGAGGCAAGACACGCGGCGCGCGGGACGUACACACAGGUCCACAGAAACAAGGUACUCACGGGAACCAGGAACUCGCGGGAACCAGGUACUCACAGGAACCAGGUACUCACAGGAACUGAACCAGGUACUUACAGGAACCAGGAACUUACAGGAACCAGGUACUCAAAGGAACCAGGAACUUACAGGCACUCACAAGAACCAGGCACUCACAGGAACUGAACCGGAUACUCGCAGGAACUGAACCAGGUACUCACAGUAACCAGGCACUCAAAGAACCAGAGGAACCAAGAACUUACAGGAACCAGGCACACGCAAUGCAACAGGAACCGGGCACUCACAGAAACUGAACCGGGCACUCACAGGAACUGAACCGGGCACUCACAGGAACUGAACCAGGUAUACACGGGCCACAGGAACGAGGUACUCAAAGGAACCAAGCACUCCCAGGAAGCAGGCACUCAAAGAACCACAAAAAAACAGGCAGUUACUGGACUUACAGGAACCAGGCACUCACGGGUUCUCUGGACUCCGCACUUUUCUUUUGGACAUACAAACAUACACACAGUGAGACAUACAGCCACAGUGGUGGCAGGACAAAGAUUCCAGACCCCGGCGAAAGCAUAGAGACAGCUCCAGACACCUUCCCCUAAACCUCCCUAUCUAAGUCAAACAACACCUGCGUCUGACUAGAUCUGCCCUACUUUCCAAACGUCCCAGCUGACAAGACUUCUCGAAAACAACAACAACAUCGUCGUCUUUGUCACUUUCCGAUCUACGGGCAAGGAUUUCCCUCGACUCCCCGGCAUCGCUCACUCACAGAGGAAGCACAUAAGUGGAACUCACUCACUCAAAGAGCAAUUGCAUUGGUAGAAUUCACUCACUCACAGAGGAAGCACAUAAGUGGAAUUCGCUCAUUCACUCACUCAUUCACUCACUCAUUCACUCACUCUCUCACUCACUCACUCUCCCACAGAGCCAUCACACAAGACUAACUUGCUCCCACAGAAUCACUCACACAGAAGCGUGGCAUACGACUGCGGCCAUUGGAAGCUAACAGAAAGGCAGAAAGAUCGUUUUACAGUUUUACCCCACCCCCCGAAAAAAUAAACCCUCACCCAAAAACAACAACAAACAAAUAACAAAUAAAACCCUCAGAGCAGAGAGGCAGACAGUUUUACACUAUUGCCAAAACUGUGAUCAGAGAGACAAAGGAAGCUCUAGAUCACCGCAGCCUGACUGACAGAGACAACCCACACGUUCUUCCAACCGGUGGGGGUUCAGAAAAGUUGAAACAAAAAAUAAGACUGCCCGAACAGGCGUCUAAAAGUAACACAAUUACAUGAGUUACCUUUUCCCUGUAGAGGAAAUUGACACAAAACUAAAGAAUUAACGAGUUGAAGUGAUGUGAUGAAGGAAGAUAUUAUAAUCUCACAAGUCUAUUUAUUUUUUCUGUGUCUGUUUAAAACAAUAACUUUAGAGACAGGUAUAUACUCAUUCCGUCCCCUGGUAACUGGAAUAUUUUUAUUCAAAUUGAGAACAAACACAAGACAUUACUAUUAACCCAUUUUCUAUGCUCGACGAAAAACAGCACAGAUUUCCAUUUCUUCUUGAACAAAUCUGAUAAACGUCUUCUCUUCUCGGCCUCUUUGACCACCAUGGCAGGGCUGACAUAUCGCAUAGGUCAAAGUUCGUCUUGAUGUUGUCUUGAAAUAAUAACAUUUCUGACACAGUCUUGCGCAUUUUCAUUCAGCACACCGCAACAGUUGUCAGAAGUUUUCCAUCUUGGAUUCUACGUCACUGAAACAGCGGCCGUGACUUGUCCUGAGAGUAAAGUAAAGGAUUUUCAACAGAACGUGGGCUUACAAAUGGAGCAAGUUCAUCCGAAAUAGGUCAACAAGCAACCCCUCCUCCCCCAGGACCACACACACACACCACACACACACACACACACACACACACACACACACACACACACACACACACACACACACCUGGUGGCUGCGAAGACGCUAGUGGACAAGUCAAGGAGUCAGCUGGGACGUGUGUGUUACGUCAUCGCUCACCCCCACACAGGCCUGGAGCUGUCUUGUGGCCUUGAGCCAUUUCUCUCGUCUGAUCCCCGGUCAAGCAUCCCCUCAGACUAGACAUUCCCAUAGACCGGACAAUGACCUCUAGCUGCCCCUCCCACCGCCCCAGCCACAAGUGGUCUCCCCUCCACCUGGCCCUCCAGCUCCUCCUCUCCUGCUGCGCGCCUUGGCCGAACCUCGCCUUCAACUUCCUCAGUCCUGCAACCGACAGACAGUUCGGCUUCCGCUUCCGGCUGAGCGGCCCUGUGGGCGUGGUCCGUGACAGCUGGGAUCCCACCUCCAUCUGGUGGCGCCACAAGCGGUCCGUGCACGGCCGGUUAGAACUGACCAACUAUCUCGCCAGUAUUCCUUUACAGGACUUGAGGGGUGUGUCGGGGCCUCUUACAAGUGUAGAUAAAACUUCCAAAUACCCAUCGCAGUCGUUGUCGUCGUCGUCGGCGGCUUUUUUGUCGAAUCUUAAUGACGUCAGCUCGUCGAGAUUACGACCUGGGAACACCAGGGAGCGGCAAACUGUUUUCAAAGAUGCCAGAAAGUUGGAUAAGUGGUCUGAGCGGGCGGCAGAGAAAGCGGUUCGCAAGAAGCUACAAAAGGCGCUGAUUCGGAACGCGCUCCGAGAAAGGAGUCGGCUGGCGAGGGCAAAUAGCUUGAAUGGCCGCAAGAUGAUGCUUGAGUCGAGAUCCUCGUUAGGUGGGCGCGCCCCGCUGUUGGUGGGGGCGUUGACCGGAACCCCUCGCCGCGCCAAGUUUGUGAGAAGAGAAAAGUCUGGCGGAAAACCGCGGAGAACCAAAAUGUUGCUGGCGGCGGAGAGAAUGGGCCAGCCCGUCUUACAGAGGCUCGCCUCUCUCUCAAGGGCCAGGGGCGGCGGUAUGACUUCAGUGCCUCAAAGCACACACCACGAGAACUUACAUUUCCCUCCUUUUGAAGAAAUAGACAGCAGCGGUAUCCAAACUGCUCCUUCCGACAGCCCGACGGAAGGGUUAGGGUUUCCCGCGCCGGGUAUCCAAAACGAGGUCCAGGGAGGAAGUGCGUCUGGUCUUCCCGCUUUGUCUAUGAUGGCCACCGGCGACGGGCAAAGUGGUAGAAAACUGCCACCACCACCAGACGCGAUAGAAAUCGCUGACCACUUCGGUGACGGCACCGUCGAGUGGUUUCCCCUGGCGAAAGGAACCGGAAGCAGAGAGAGCGCAGACGCGGGUUUUGGCUUCCACGACACAGCCGGCACUUUUCACGACGACCCCGUACUUCCGCUCGUGUCUGACGCGGAAGUUAAAGGGUUCACGAGCGAGGGGUCAUGGGCCAACUCUCAGGGGGCGUUCAUCGGCGGGCCUGUCGGGGGCUUUGAGCCGUUCCACUCAGACACAGAGGGCUUGGAGGGAGGGUUUUCUCAACAGCCCGACACGUCUGUGUAUGGGCUAGGAUCAGGGCUAGGAUCAGGGCUGGGCUCGUCAGGGUUUGGCUCAUUAGGGUUUGGCUCGUCAGGGUUCGGAGGCGGCACGGUGGAACCCACAGACGUGGAGAUAUGGCCGGACGGCGGGUUCUCUUCUGACACG
This is a messenger RNA of Aplysia californica (California sea hare), 3782 nucleotides long. RefSeq lists its product as uncharacterized. Lineage: Eukaryota; Metazoa; Mollusca; Gastropoda; Aplysiida; Aplysiidae. The record is from RefSeq and is a predicted model, not a curated record.